AUGAUGUGUGAGAGCGAUAACGAAAGUGAGAACAAUUCGUCGGCUCACAUUUCUGUUUUUGAACAACGCGCAUACAUUAAAAUCGAAACGAUUCGUGGUAAAACAGUGCCUGAAAUUCAUGCCGCGUUAAAUGAAGUGUGUGGAACGGAUACUGUGGAUCGUAGUACGGUGCAAAGACGGCAUCAGCGAUUCCGUGAUGGUCGUAUAAGUAUUGAUAACAACCCUCGCUCUGGCCGACCCUCUACGGUUACUCAAGACAACACUAACGCGGCUAUUCUCGCAACUCUACUCGAUGAAGACCGACGAAUAACGAUAAGAGAGAUAGAGAAUGAAACAGGUAUUUCAAAGUCAAGUGAAAUAGCGACCAGAAAUCC
This is a messenger RNA of Cinara cedri, 374 nucleotides long. The record is from the annotation of a GenBank genome assembly. Lineage: Eukaryota; Metazoa; Arthropoda; Insecta; Hemiptera; Aphididae.